CAGAUUUUCAGCUGUAAUCGGAGUUUAUUUUUCUUUUUUUUUCUUAUGCUGGCAGUUUUUCCUCCCAAAUUUUCUGGUAUAGGAUUCACUUAAUCACUUAAACAACUUCUCAGAAGAAAUGUUAGAAAAAUUCAGAUUCAUUAUUCAAAAUUUCUGAAAUAAACUGAGAAAACAUUUAUUUUACAUAUAUUUCUUAUCCUUAAUCAAAUUCCGUUCUAAAUUGAAUUUCCGAAAACAAGUUAACGAAAUCGUGGUCAAAAGAGUCUUGAACUAUCAAUUUAAUAAUAACUGUAUAAAGAUUAAAACUUCCACCCUUGAAAGCUAUUGUUAUAAUAAAUUUUGCUGCUUCAACUAUCUCAUUUCAAGUUGUUUAUUUUUUUUAGUGAUAAGUUCGAAUAUAUUAUCGAAACAAACUGAAAAAUGAGAACGAGCUUCUUUCGCAUAUCUUCACUCGUUGCUUUUACACUCGGUUUUCUUCAGUUCGCAAACGUGAACGGAUAUUUGAUUGACAGAUCAGAUAAAAUAGAACCUUUUUAUAAUGAGGGCACAAGUAGUCACUUGACUCUCAAACGAGGAGCGGAGGAUACUUUCGAGAUGACGAAUCCGGCUGACCACGGUUCGAUUCCAGAGGUGCGAAAAAGAACUCUGAUGGUGCGGGGCAUCAAACACUACAAAACAUCGAUGAUCUGUGGACAUGGGGAAGUGUGCAAAGUGCCCGGGGUGCCUGCGUUCGAGUGUCUCUGUCCCCUCCACACAUACUGCACAGCACAAGGAAAAUGGUACAACUCGGUGUGUGGGAGCUCCCUGUACAGUUUAGUGUAUAAACAGAGAGGGUGAUUAAGCAUCUCACGCCAUCUUUCAGUCAAUACCAGCCGCCAAAAUCAACCCGAGAAAAUCAAUACCAACCACGUCAUAAACUGCAUAAUGGAGAUACAAUCACAAUGAAAUUCAAAUUAAAAUUUGAACGCCUCAAAGCUUGAACACUACAGCGAACACAUGUGCUCCAGAAAAACAUGGAAAAGUCCCAGAAAACUGGUGCAAGUUUAAUUUUUGAAGAUAUUGUGAAAUUAAUGGGUUCAUUUGA
Molecule: messenger RNA, 1084 nt
Organism: Symsagittifera roscoffensis
Lineage: Eukaryota; Metazoa; Xenacoelomorpha; Acoela; Convolutidae
Exons: 4
Coding region: 421-837 (138 amino acids)
Source: RefSeq, a predicted model, not a curated record